AGCCCACACCAGAGCGCCAAUUUCAAUCGAGAUAAGGUUUCUUCUCUCCCAAUCCUUUCCUUCCCUGCUCUCUCUCUCUGACCCCAUUAUAUGGUUCAUACACAGACAUAUCUCUAGGGAGAGAAAGUGUAGUAGAGAGAGAGAGUUCACGUAACAGUGUCUUUCACAAGCCCUAGUUACGCCAUGGCUGCUCUUCAAGCUUCUCUUAUUUGUAAUCCCUGUUUCUCUCACAUCACUUCCUCGAAGCGCCUCCAACUUUCUCUCUCUAUCAGCCCGAGCUCUAGGUGUCUUUAUUCUCCCUUUUCUCUCACUACAUUCAAUUCAACGGAUCGAAAGUCUCGAUUUUGCCGCCACAGUCUUGGUCUUUAUUGUACAUUGCAUCAGGAUAACGUGAAUUUGAGUUCGGAGGCAAAAAUUUCCAGUAAUAAUUCGGUUUCAGACUUUGAAGAACCUAAAGUUAAUGAAUUUCGAGAUGAAUUUCCCGGUCAGAGCUCCGAAAUUGAUGCGGAGGUAUCAGUAUCAACGGUUGAGGGAUUAGGGAGUGUUGGUUCUGAAGUUGAAAGCGAAACGAAAUUGGAGGAUGAGAAAGGAGAUUUUAAGAGUAGGCUACCGGUGGUUGUUUUCUUAAUGGGAGUGUGGGCGAUGGCGAGGAAAGGAUUUGAGAAGUUUUUGCUGUCGGAUUGGUUUAGUUGGUGGCCGUUUUGGCGGCAAGAGAAGCGUUUGGAGCGACUGAUUGCAGAGGCCGAUGCAAAUCCCAACGAUGCGGCCAAGCAGAGUGCAUUGUUGGCGGAACUUAAUAAGCAUAGUCCUGAAUCUGUCAUCAGGCGUUUUGAGCAAAGGGAUCAUGUAGUCGACAGUGGAGGAGUCACAGAAUAUAUUCGAGCUCUUGUGGCUACUAAUGUCAUUGCCGAAUAUCUUCCGGAUGAGCAAUCUGGAAAGCCUUCUAGUCUUCCUGCAUUGUUGCAAGAAUUGAAGCAGCGUGCAUCGGGAAACAUGGAUGAGCCCUAUUUGAGCCCUGGCAUAUCUGAGAAGCAGCCAUUGCAUGUGGUGAUGGUUGACCCUAAGGUGUCAAACAGAUCAUCGCGUUUUGCACAAGAGCUUUUGUCAACUAUCUUGUUCACUGUUGCUGUUGGUUUGGUGUGGGUAAUGGGUGCCGCUGCACUUCAAAAGUAUAUUGGUAGCUUAGGUGGGAUUGGGACUCCAGGUGUUGGCUCAAGUUCUUCCUAUACUCCAAAGGAGUUGAACAAGGAAGUGAUGCCCGAGAAGAAUGUGAAAACAUUUAAGGAUGUCAAAGGUUGUGAUGAUGCUAAACAAGAGCUAGAGGAGGUGGUGGAGUAUCUCAAAAAUCCAACAAAGUUUACUCGACUUGGGGGAAAGUUGCCCAAGGGAAUUCUUUUGACUGGAGCACCUGGAACCGGAAAAACUCUGCUUGCUAAGGCGAUUGCUGGCGAAGCUGGGGUACCUUUCUUCUAUAGGGCUGGUUCUGAAUUUGAGGAAAUGUUUGUUGGGGUUGGUGCUCGACGUGUAAGAUCCUUAUUUCAAGCAGCUAAAAAGAAGGCUCCUUGCAUAAUUUUCAUCGAUGAAAUUGAUGCCGUUGGAUCCACGAGGAAGCAAUGGGAAGGGCAUACAAAGAAAACGUUGCAUCAAUUACUUGUUGAAAUGGAUGGGUUUGAACAGAAUGAGGGCAUAAUUUUAAUGGCUGCAACAAACUUACCUGAUAUACUUGAUCCAGCUUUAACAAGGCCUGGUAGAUUUGACAGACAUAUUGUUGUUCCUAAUCCAGAUGUGCGGGGUCGUCAGGAGAUAUUGGAGCUCUAUUUACAGGAUAAACCAUUGGCGGAUGAUAUAGAUGUGAAAGCAAUUGCUCGUGGUACACCAGGAUUCAAUGGGGCUGAUUUGGCGAACUUGGUAAACAUUGCCGCCAUUAAGGCUGCUGUUGAAGGUGCUGAGAAGUUAACUGCGACACAACUGGAGUUUGCAAAAGACAGGAUAAUCAUGGGUACUGAGCGGAAAACAAUGUUCGUAUCAGAAGAGUCAAAGAAGCUCACUGCAUAUCAUGAGAGUGGCCAUGCAAUUGUUGCCUUCAACACUGAUGGUGCUCACCCAAUUCACAAGGCAACAAUUCUGCCACGUGGAUCUGCUUUGGGAAUGGUUACGCAGCUCCCUUCAAGUGAUGAGACAUCAAUUAGCAAGAAGCAGUUGUUAGCACGUCUUGAUGUUUGUAUGGGAGGAAGAGUUGCAGAAGAGCUCAUCUUUGGUGAGGACCAUGUCACUACUGGAGCAAGUAGUGAUCUUCACACAGCUACAGAACUUGCCCAAUAUAUGGUAUCGACUUGUGGAAUGAGUGACACAAUUGGACCAGUUCAUAUCAAAGAGCGGCCUGGUUCCGAGAUGCAAUCACGCAUUGAUGCUGAAGUGGUUAAACUCCUAAGAGAAGCAUAUGAUCGUGUAAGAACCCUGUUAAAAAAGCAUGAGAAGGCAUUACAUGCGCUGGCCAAUGCACUUCUAGAGUAUGAAACGCUUGGUGCGGAAGAAAUAAAACGUAUUCUUCUUCCCCGUGAGGAAGGACGGUUGCCCGAGCAACAACAAGAAGAGGAAGGGGAGCUUGUAUUGGCUUAGGUCAGUUAGGAUGUGUAACUUUAUUAACUGUAGUGGAGCUCUGUACAGUGUAUACGAAGCUCCACGGAAUUAUUUAAUAUAAAAUUCAUAAUUUUCUCCUCGCAUAUUCUCUAUUUUUGGACACAAUAGAAUCUGUUGUACCUUGUACCUAUUAGCAAUUUGUUUAUUCACUCCUAAUAAAACUGAGAGAAUACAAUAAUCUUAAA
Molecule: messenger RNA, 2825 nt
Organism: Cornus florida
Lineage: Eukaryota; Viridiplantae; Streptophyta; Magnoliopsida; Cornales; Cornaceae
Product: ATP-dependent zinc metalloprotease FTSH 11, chloroplastic/mitochondrial
Exons: 17
Coding region: 184-2619 (811 amino acids)
Biological process (GO): proteolysis
Cellular component (GO): membrane; chloroplast thylakoid
Molecular function (GO): ATP hydrolysis activity; metalloendopeptidase activity; ATP binding
Source: RefSeq, a predicted model, not a curated record